Molecule: messenger RNA, 1563 nt
Organism: Antechinus flavipes (yellow-footed antechinus)
Lineage: Eukaryota; Metazoa; Chordata; Mammalia; Dasyuromorphia; Dasyuridae
Product: lithostathine-2-like
Exons: 6
Coding region: 579-1079 (166 amino acids)
Biological process (GO): positive regulation of cell population proliferation; venom-mediated disruption of cell wall in another organism; antimicrobial humoral immune response mediated by antimicrobial peptide
Molecular function (GO): oligosaccharide binding; signaling receptor activity; peptidoglycan binding
Source: RefSeq, a predicted model, not a curated record
CCCUCGUGCCUCUGAAAUGCUGACGUUGACAACAUGAAGCAAGAGUCGGAAAGCCCAGAGCACGAUGGAGAUAGGUAACGGGGGGCGAUGACACUAAAUGUGAAGGUUCUGGGAUCUCCUCUGUCACUGCUUCCUGCUGCCCCUUUCCCUCUGGGAUCCACUGCCCCGGCUUCUCCUCCCUCCUCCUCCUUUCUCCGCUCAGCUCUCGGGUCCCUGUGUACGCACUCGCCUUGGGUGCACCUUGUUCCCUGGCCGUGGGAAAGGAACAGCUGAGUGCCUUGGGGACGAGACCCUCCUGAGCUCCUCACUGGGAGAAUCAUGACCUGGCUCUGCUGGGAAGCGAGGGCUCUCCUGCCAGCACCUCCCCUUUCUGGGAAGAGACGGUCCUCACUCACGGCCAUCCCUUCCUCCCCUUUCCAUUCCCUCCUCUUUUAUUCCUGCCCCAGACUCCCACCUCUGCCCCCUAUAAAGGCUCAUGUAGGCCCCUGCGGGACAUAUUGAUCCAGACCAGCCAGAGGCCUGGGAUCAGAAGCCGAUGCUGUCCAGGGUUUCAGGGUCUUCCCCCUCCCACAGAUGUAAUGUUGCCCUCCAGCCUCUCCAAGUGGCUCUUCUACUGCCUGCUGCUCCCAGAUCUGGUCCUGGGCCAGAUUACCAAAUGGAUCACUCCUCCCCAGAUCUCCUGCCCAGAAGGAUCCAAGAUCUAUGGCUCCCACUGCUACGCAGUAUUCCAGGAACCCCAAACCUGGACCGCUGCAGAGCUGAAGUGUCAAAUGCUGACCUCCGGCCAUCUCCUGUCCUUGAUGAAUGAGUCCGAAGCCUCCUUUGCGGCCGCUCUGGCCACCCAGAGUCUCGGACACAACCGGAGUUACCUCUGGAUCGGCCUUCACGACCCCUCCCAGAACCGCCGCUGGCACUGGAGCGACAAUGCCAUGCUUACCUUAAAUACCUGGGAGAAAGGAGCCCCCGCGAAAACCACCCUCAGGUUCUGCGUGAGUCUGUCCCCACGCUCAGAGUACCUACUGUGGAAGGAUCAACACUGCAACGAGGAGCUUCCCUUUAUCUGCAAGUUCUCAGUCUAGAGGACUUAAGAGCACCUGGAGGCUGAAGAGAGCAGGGAACUGAGUAUGAAAUCACCAUGGAGCUAGGAAUGGACUCAGGAGACCAGGAGUCCAGCCUCCCAAAGAAACUUCUCCUCCUCUUCCUUGCCUUCCUUUCCUCUUUGUCUCUUCCUUCCCCUUAUUCUCUCUUCUUCGCUCUUUCUUUUUCUUCUCUCACCUCCUCCUUCCAUUUCUUCUUCUCUCUUCUUGCCUACCCUUUCCUUUCUCUCAUUCCUUCCUCUUCCUUCCCUUUCCUACUCCUCUUCCUUCCCUCCUCUUCCCCUCUUUUCUUCUUCUCCUCUUCCUUCUCCUCCCCUCUUUUUCUUUUCCUUCCUUUCCUCCUCUUCCUUUUUAUGUUCCCCAAUUUCUCCCCUCCCUUCUUUCCUCAUCCAAAUUUCUAUAUGGAUUUUAUGGCCCUAACCCUAACCCUAACUCUAAAAACAUCAAAAUAAAAUUUUGUCUUCUU